AUGUUAUUUUGCCUUUUUUCCUGUUUAUCUGUUUUAUGCGCACUUACGGCAUCUCCGGCGCCCUCAGUCUGUUCCGAUAUUAACGACAUUUUAGCAAAAUCAGCAAAAGCUAAUGACCUUCCACAGCCUGCUUGUGAAUGUUUUUCUGGCUAUAAGUCGUCGCCUGGUAAUGAAGGAGAUAACAAUGUUGAUUCAUGGGUUGGUUGUGCGAGACAAAAAAUGCCUCAUGUAUUUAACGCCUUGAAAGCACUUAAUGGGACGGUCAUUUCAAAAUUGUGGAUUUGGGAUUCACUUAUAAAUAUCAUUCCAGCCGGCAUGUUUUCACAGAUAAGACCCAAGAGAUUGUCUAUACAGCGUUCUGGACUGUCAAUGUUUCGUCAUAAUGCUUUUAGCGAUAUCGGACCUUAUUUGGAGGUUUUACAGUUACGGCAUAAUUUGCUCAAAGAUAUAGAUCCCUCUGUUUUUCGACAGUUAAAUCAACUCGUGCUUCUUGAUCUUGCGGAAAAUAAAAUCAGGCAGCUGGAGUCCUUUACAGAAUUAAGAACACUUGUAAUUAGUGAAAAUCACUUGAACAAAAUAGAAGAUCGAGCUUUCCAAAAUAUGAAUAAACUGAGGGUUUUGAACUUGGCUAAUAAUCAGUUGUCCAAUUUAACAAAGGAUACUUUCUAUGGUCUUAGCAGCCUUGAAGAGUUGUAUUUGCGAAAUAACAAUCUUGUUAGCCUCGAUCCGAGAGUGUUCUCACAUCUGGAAAAUUUGAAAAUUUUAGAUUUAGGAAAUAACCAGUUGAGUGGCGUGAAAUUGUUUGGUCUAAAAAAUUUGGAAAGAUUGAUCUUAAUUAAUAACAGCAUCGGGUCUAUGAAAGAUGUUAUUCUGGAAGAUCUUUUUAACCUUCGAGUACUUAGUCUCAGUCGGAAUAUGAUUACUCAUAUCAAAGACAACGAUUUGGCCUCUCUGGGCGGCUGCAAGAGGCUUGAUUCCUUGUCGUUGGUUUUCAAUAGGUUAAAAAGCAUUGAGCCAAGUGCGUUUGAACCAACGAGUGAUUUAAAGGUUUUGUCGUUGCAAAAUAAUGAGCUCACUUCCUUGUCUUCGGAAUUUGGCGAAGGAAGUGUUUCUUUCUUACGCCAUCUUUCAAAGCUCAAGCAACUCUAUUUGAGCUAUAACAGCUUAACUGAGAUAAAAGACGGUGACUUUGAAAAUCUGCAUUCACUUAAAGUGCUCGAAUUGGAUGGCAACCAAAUUAUCAAAGUUGGCCGGGAAGCGCUGAGAAAUCUGCCUCUGACCUACCUUUAUAUGGCUAACAAUCGUUUAAGUUAUCUGCCGAAGGGCGUAUUUGAUGACGCUGUUAGUAGCAUUGAAGCAGUUGACUUAUCAGGUAACCCCUGGCAGUGCACGUCUUCCGAAGAGGAAUGGCUUCCUCAGUGGCUUGAGGAGAUGGGAGAGCGCGUUCUACACCGUACAUUUAUGGGUUGCAUGAGGCCGAAAGAAAACACCGAGGUUUAUAGUCCCAUUGUGGCCAUAUUGGCGAGCGUAUUAGCAGUUAUUUCGAUCCUGAUCCUCUUUGCUAUUGCGUUUCUGUACUUUGAAGAUGGAAGGCGUAUGAAACGUGCUCCGUCAGAUCUUUUAAAUUUAAUUUCGAAUACCGACGAAAUUAAACAACCACUAUGCGAUACUGAAAAUCAAAUAAAAGCCCCGGCCACUGGAUCCGGGAAGAAACGGGUUAGAUUUGAUGGCGUUUAG
Messenger RNA from Enterobius vermicularis (human pinworm), 1737 nucleotides. The record is from the annotation of a GenBank genome assembly. NCBI's taxonomy places the organism in Eukaryota, Metazoa, Nematoda, Chromadorea, Rhabditida, Oxyuridae.